CUCAAAUCAUGUAUAUAAUGACACGCGAGGAAGGAUUGGGUUAGACUGUCGGGGCUUCACCGGGAAAAGCUUGAAGUCGUUUUGUGUUCGCAACAGAAGCACUGGCCGUCAGUACUGCGCUUUCACUAUGGCAGAACAUUUCACAGAUCUAGUAGCAUUCAACAAGCCAAAGGUUGAGCUUCACGUGCACCUCGAUGGAGCUAUCAGAGUGCAAACCAUCCUUGAUGUGGCUGAGCGGCGAGGGAUCCCCCUGCCUGCGUCCACAGUGGAGGGCAUGACACACAGAUGUGUGGUUCACGAGCCUGUCAAAGAGUUCAAAGAGUUUCUGGAUAAGUUCAACGAGUAUAUGCACGUCAUUGCGGGAGACAGAGAAGCCAUCAAGAGGAUAGCCUAUGAGUUUGUGGAGGACAAGGCCAAAGAAGGCGUGAUCUACGUGGAGGUCCGAUACAGCCCACACCUGCUGGCCAACUCUAAAGUGGACCCCAUCCAGUGGAACCAGAAAGAGGGUGACGUGAGCCCAGACGAUGUGGUCCACCUGGUCUACCAGGGCCUCAGUGAAGGGGAAAAGGCCUUCAAUAUCAAAGCCAGGUCCAUUCUGUGCUGCAUGCGCCACAUGCCAGACUGGUCCAUGGAGGUGUUGGAGCUGUGCAAGAAGUAUGGUAAUGAGGGAGUGGUGGCCAUAGACCUGGCAGGAGAUGAAUCUCUCAACUGUGAGGCCUACCCAGGCCACCGGAUGGCCUUUGAGGAAGCAGAGCGCUGUGGGAUCCACAGGACUGUUCAUGCAGGAGAAGUGGGACCGUCCUCAGUCGUCAAAGAGGCUGUAGAAGUUUUGAAGGCUGAGCGGAUUGGGCAUGGCUACAACACCAGUCAGGACCAAGUCUUGUACAAACAGCUCCUGGACCAGAACAUGCACUUUGAGACGUGUCCCAUAUCCAGUAAACUGACAGGAGCUUGCGACUCUGACUUCACCAAACAUCCUAUCAUCAGGUUCAGGAAAGAUAAGGCCAACAUCUCUCUGAACACAGAUGACCCAUUGAUCUUCAACUCCACCCUUCAGCAUGACUACGUCACAGUGCAGAAGUACAUGGGAUUCACUGAACAGGAAUUCAAAGAACUGAACAUCAACUCAGCAAAGUCCAGCUUCCUGCCUGAGAAGGAAAAGAAGGAGCUGGUCACCAAGCUGCACGAGGCCUACGGCAUGGUGGAAGACACCGCAUUUUGAAAGAAUCAAUGAAGAGAAAGGAACAAGCAACGAGAAACAAACCACUUAAUCCCCCUACUUCUCCCACCGGCCACAACACAAUGUCUGUCUGUAUAUACUCCAGUACACACAGUAUUAUAGCAUAGUGAAACUAAUGUAAUGGUUGUUGUGGUGGAUCAAAUCCAGACUGUGUUUUGUGUUGGACGCACAGAGAAGCAGUAGCUACAAAAAGGUCUUCCCAAAUAAUCUGAAUAGCGCCCGUAUGUACAGUUUAUUCAACAAAUUACCCUCAUUUUACAACUUUUACUAUUAGAAAAGUUCAAGCCAAUGUUAUGCUUUU
Molecule: messenger RNA, 1541 nt
Organism: Hypomesus transpacificus
Lineage: Eukaryota; Metazoa; Chordata; Actinopteri; Osmeriformes; Osmeridae
Gene: ada
Product: adenosine deaminase
Exons: 11
Coding region: 128-1222 (364 amino acids)
Biological process (GO): adenosine catabolic process; purine ribonucleoside monophosphate biosynthetic process; negative regulation of adenosine receptor signaling pathway
Cellular component (GO): cytosol; external side of plasma membrane
Molecular function (GO): adenosine deaminase activity
Source: RefSeq, a predicted model, not a curated record